GGAACUGUCAUUGAAAGAUCUUCAUACUGUCCACGCAAGUGAUUCCGGCUUUUGAGAGCCACGCUAUACCGUGCAGCGUUGAAGACGAGUAGCCGCCCUCGCCGCGCAAUAGAAAUCCUUGAAUCAAUGGUUGGAAAUCUGCGGCCUAAGCCGAUGUCAUAUGCACAUCCUGUUUCUUUGCCUUAACCCUAGUCAUUACUGGGUGGAGCACAUAUUCCCGAGCCGGAUUUCACUAGUGUGAAGGUGAUGAAGAAUCUAAUCACACUAGCUGAAGGACUGAAGCUGUGACCCCGCAAUUGAAUAGGACUGAAUUUCACGUAGAGUAGAAACGGUAGGGAUCAACUCAUUGCUAGAUAAUUGUAUUUAGGAUCCAUCUACGGUGACAAAAAAGUGUUCAAUUCCCCGAUAUUUGGUCUCUGUCCUUGAGGUCAUGGCACCUGCGGGACCGGAGUACUCCGCUAACAGCCAGACCAAUAUAGGCGAACGGCAGAGAAAGGAUCUCGAAAUUUGUGAUUGCGCUUGGAAUGAGGGGUCAUGCUCCACCCUCUCCAGUACUCUGAUAUAUUUAAGCUUCACUCCUCCCGCCGGAAAACCUCGACUAUUGCCAUCAUCCGCCGAAUGGAGCAUAAUAGGCCGAGAUCACCCGGGCAUGACGGCGUCCGGAGUGCCCAAAAAGGAGAUACGGUUGUCACCCAGUCUAGUAGAGGCGUCACCGCCAACAAGGCGCUCCUCGAUGACGAGGGCCGUUCCGAUCUCGAGAGAUAUUACAUUAUUAAAGGCGAUGCCCACUUCCAUCGUCUCGGCUGGAAACGGCUCACCGUCGUGUCGAUAGUAGAGGGAAUUGCUCUCGGCAGUCUUGGCCUGCCUUACGCAUUCGCAACUCUGGGUAUGGUUGCGGGCAUUAUCAUGACGAUUGGGCUCGGCUUUGUGGCCAUGUACGCCAGUUACAACAUUGGACAAGUCAAGCUCAAGUAUCCAGAAAUCGCUCAUUAUGCGGAUGUCGGACGGCUUCUACUGGGAAACGUUGGAUCGAAACUUUUUGUCGGCAGCUUCGUUGCUCUACUCAUCUUUGUUGUCGGAUCGCAUUGCUUGACUGGUGCUAUUGCGUUCAAGACUAUCACUGAAAGCGAUGUGUGUUCGAUCGUCUUUAGUGUCAUAUCUGCUGCAGUUCUGAUGAUACUAGCUAUCCCUCCGGCAUUUGCAGAUGUCGCGAUACUGGGCUACAUCGAUUUCGCUUCGAUCAUUCUCGCGAUAGGGGUGACUAUGAUUGCAACCGGCAUCCAAAGCUCGAAUGGGUCCUUUACCUCUGCCAUAGGGUAUUCUGCGUGGUCCGCCUGGCCGAAAGAAGGGAUCACUUUCUCCGAGGCUAUCGUAUCCACCAACAGUAUUGUCUUUGCAUACUCCUUCGGCGGUUGCUUACCAUCAUUCAUGGAAGAAAUGCACACCCCGGAGGACUAUGUCAAGACCCUUUGGUGGCUAGGGGGUAUUCAAAUCGUGAUCUACACUCUGACGGGAUCUAUUAUCUACGCCUUCGUAGGGCAAGGGGUGCAGUCCCCUGCUCUACUGUCCGCGGGUCCAAUUAUCUCACGGGUGGUCUUUGGCAUAGCGCUUCCCGUCAUCUUCAUCUCGGGGUCAAUCAAUACGACGGUCGUUUGUCGAUACAUUCACGGAAAGAUGUAUCGGGAUUCAGUCGUCCGCUUUAUCAACACCACCAAGGGCUGGGCUACAUGGCUCGGGCUUGUACUUUCCGUUACCCUUCUCGCCUGGAUUAUUGCCGAGGCGAUUCCCGUAUUCUCUGAGCUACUCUCUAUCAUUUCAUCGCUGUUCGUUUCUGGUCUGUCUUACUAUAUUCCGCCGAUAAUCUGGUACGUGCUGCUGAGGGAAGGCGCGUGGUAUGAAAAACACAACUUGAGGACAGCCAUUUGCAAUGCUGUGGUUUUCGUCGUUGGAAUGAUUGUCUUUGGAUGUGGCACAUACGCCAGCAUUGCCGAGCUGGUUCAUAAAUUUCAGUCCGGCUCAAUUAGCAAGCCCUUUACGUGCGCAGCUUAGUAAAGCGUCAGCGAGAUAUCCGGUCUCCUUCGGGGUGGGAUAUCGACAGAGCUGGCUGGAGUAACGAAGCUGUUAGAGCACUAAGUUAGGCUAUUGAUGUUCUCUAAG
Aspergillus alliaceus is the source of this 2157-nucleotide messenger RNA. Its product is annotated as transmembrane amino acid transporter protein-domain-containing protein. The transcript has 3 exons. The record is from RefSeq and is a predicted model, not a curated record. The coding region runs from base 535 to 2049 and encodes 504 amino acids. Gene Ontology annotation, cellular component: vacuolar membrane. Gene Ontology annotation, biological process: amino acid transmembrane transport. Gene Ontology annotation, molecular function: amino acid transmembrane transporter activity. Lineage: Eukaryota; Fungi; Ascomycota; Eurotiomycetes; Eurotiales; Aspergillaceae.